This is a messenger RNA of Pipistrellus nathusii (Nathusius's pipistrelle), 3963 nucleotides long. NCBI's taxonomy places the organism in Eukaryota, Metazoa, Chordata, Mammalia, Chiroptera, Vespertilionidae. The record is from the annotation of a GenBank genome assembly.
AUGGCAUCGGUCAAAGUGGCCGUGAGGGUCCGGCCCCUGAAUCGCAGGGAAAAGGACUUGGAAGCCAAAUUCAUUAUACAAAUGGAGAAAAGCAAAACAACAAUCACAAACUUAAAGAUACCUGAAGGAGGGUCUGGGGACUCAGGGAGAGAACGGACCAAGACCUUCACUUAUGACUUUUCUUUUUAUUCUGCUGAUACAAAAAGUCCAGAUUAUGUUUCACAAGAAAUGGUUUUCAAAACCCUCGGCACAGAUGUUGUGAAGUCUGCAUUUGAAGGUUAUAAUGCUUGUGUCUUUGCAUAUGGACAGACUGGAUCGGGAAAGUCAUACACGAUGAUGGGAAACUCUGGUGAUUCUGGCUUAAUACCUCGGAUAUGUGAAGGGCUCUUCAGUCGGAUAAGUGAAACCACCAGAUGGGAUGAAGCCUCUUUUCGAACUGAAGUCAGCUACUUAGAGAUUUAUAAUGAACGUGUGCGAGAUCUACUUAGGCGGAAGUCAUCCAAAACCUUCAAUUUAAGAGUCCGGGAGCAUCCAAAAGAAGGACCUUAUGUUGAGGAUUUAUCUAAACAUUUAGUACAGAAUUAUGGUGAUGUAGAAGAACUUAUGGAUGCAGGAAAUAUCAAUCGUACCACUGCAGCGACUGGGAUGAAUGAUGUCAGUAGCAGGUCUCAUGCCAUCUUCACCAUCAAGUUCACUCAGGCAAAAUUUGAUUCUGAAAUGCCAUGUGAAACCGUGAGUAAGAUCCACUUGGUCGAUCUCGCUGGAAGUGAGCGCGCCGAUGCCACUGGUGCCACGGGGGUCAGACUGAAGGAAGGGGGGAACAUUAACAAGUCCCUCGUGACUCUGGGCAAUGUCAUCUCUGCCUUAGCUGAUUUAUCUCAGGAUGCAGCCAACCCUUCUGUAAAGAAGAAGCAAGUUUUUGUGCCUUACAGGGAUUCUGUUUUGACAUGGCUGUUAAAAGAUAGCCUUGGAGGAAAUUCUAAAACUAUCAUGAUUGCCACCAUUUCACCUGCUGAUGUCAAUUAUGGAGAAACCCUAAGUACUCUUCGCUAUGCAAAUAGAGCCAAAAAUAUCAUCAACAAGCCUACCAUUAACGAGGAUGCCAACGUCAAACUCAUCCGUGAGCUGCGAGCUGAAAUAGCCAGACUGAAAACGCUGCUUGCUCAAGGAAAUCAGAUUGCCCUUUUAGACUCUCCCACAGCCUUAAGUAUGGAGGAAAAGCUUCAGCAGAAUGAAGCAAGAGUUCAAGAAUUGACCAAGGAAUGGACAAAUAAGUGGAAUGAAACCCAAAAUAUUUUGAAAGAACAAACAUUAGCUCUUAGAAAAGAAGGUAUUGGAGUUGUUUUGGAUUCUGAAUUGCCCCAUUUGAUUGGCAUUGAUGAUGACCUUCUGAGUACUGGAAUUAUCUUAUAUCACUUGAAGGAAGGUCAGACAUAUGUUGGUAGAGAAGAUGCUUCAACAGAACAAGAUAUUGUUCUUCACGGUCUGGAUUUGGAGAGUGAGCACUGUAUCUUUGAAAAUGCCGGGGGGACAGUGACGCUGAUACCCCUAAGUGGGUCUCAGUGCUCUGUGAAUGGUGUGCAGAUCAUGGAGGCCACACACCUAAAUCAAGGUGCCGUGAUACUCUUGGGAAGAACCAAUAUGUUUCGCUUUAACCAUCCAAAGGAGGCUGCCAAACUCAGGGAGAAGAGGAAGAGUGGCCUUCUGUCCUCCUUCAGCUUGUCCAUGACCGACCUCUCGAAGUCCUGCGAGAACCUCUCUGCAGUCAUGUUAUACAACCCAGGACUUGAAUUUGAGCGGCAACAGCGUGAAGAACUUGAAAAAUUAGAAAGCAAAAGGAAACUCAUAGAGGAAAUGGAGGAGAAGCAGAAAUCUGACAAGGCCGCGCUGGAGCGCAUGCAGCAGGAGGUGGAAAGCCAGCGCAAGGAGACGGAAAUCGUCCAGCGCCAGAUCCGCAAGCAGGAGGAGAGCCUCAAGCGCCGCAGCUUCCACAUCGAGAGCCGGCUCAAGGACCUGCUCGCCGAGAAGGAGAGGUUCGAGGAGGAAAGGCUGCGGGAGCAGCAGGAGAUGGAGCUGCAGAAGAAGAAGCAGGAAGAAGAGCGCUUACUCCGGGUCAGAGAGGAGCUCCAGCGGCUGCAGGAGCUCAACCACAGCGACAAGGCCGAGAAGACGCAGAUAUUUGAAGAACUGGACCGGCUCAAAAGGGAAAAGGACGAGCAGUGCGCCAAGCUGGAACUGGAAAAGAAGAGGCUGGAGGAACAAGAAAAGGAGCAGGUCAUGCUUGUGGCCCAUCUGGAGGAGCAGCUAAGGGAGAAGCAGGAGAUGAUCCGGCUCCUGCGGCGCGGGGAGGUGCAGCGGGUGGAGGAGGAGCGCAGAGACCUGGAGGGCAUCAGGGCCUCCCUGCUGCGGGUGAAGGAAGCCCGCACUGAGGGCGACGAGGACAGCGAGGAGCUGGAAAGGGCUCAGCUGCAUUUCUUAGAGUUCAAGAGAAGGCAGCUGGUCAAGCUAGCCAACCUGGAGAAGGACCUGGUGCAGCAGAAGGACCUCCUGAAAAAAGAAGUUGAAGAAGAACAGGAAAUCCUGGAACGGUUAAAAUCGGAAAAUGAGGACGACUCUAGGUUGUUGGGAAAAAAUGAUGAUGAUGGCGUCACAUAUGUCCCCCAGGUGACUCAAGAUUUAGAGAAAAUAAAGCCGGCAGAGUGUAGGCUGCAGCACAAAGAGCGCCAGCUCCAGUACCUCCUGCAGAAUCAUCUGCCCACUCUGUUGGAGGAAAAGCAGAGAGCCUUUGAAAUCCUUGAUACCUGCCCUCUGGACUUAGACAACACUCUUUACCAAGUAGAAAAAGAAAUGGAAGAAAAAGAAGAGCAGCUUGCCCAGUACCAAGCCAACGCGAGCCAGCUGCAGAAGCUCCAAGCCACCUUUGAAUUCACGGCCAAUGUUGCUCGGCAGGAAGAAAAAGUGCGGAAAAAGGAAAAAGAGAUUCUGGAAUCACGGGAGAAGCAGCAGCGGGAGGCGCUGGAGCGCGCAGUGGCCAGGCUGGAGAGGAGGCACUGGGCCCUGCAGCGGCGCUCCACCCUGGGCCUGGAGAUCGAAGAGCAGAGGCAGAAGCUGGUCAUCCUCAACAGCAGCAGCAGCAGCAGCGAGCAGUCAGGGCUGCAGGCCAGCCUGGAAGCCGAGCAGGAGGCCCUGGACAAGGACCGGGAGAGGUUAGAACAUGAAAUCCAGCAGUUGAAGCAGAAGAUCUGUGAAGUCGAUGGUGUUCAGAAAGGGCAUUUUGGUACCUUGGAGGGAAAGGCUGCUUCUUCCAGCUUGCCAUCCAAUUCUGAAAAAUCUCACCUGGUUCCUCUGAUGGACGCCAGGGUCAGUGCUUACAUUGAAGAGGAAGUCCAAAGGCGUCUUCAGGAUUUGCAUCGUGUGAUUUGCAAUGACAGCAGUGUUUCUGCAGACAUGACGAAGAAUAAUGAGAAAUUUCACAAUGGUACCAUUCAACGUAAGCUAAAAUAUGAGCGGAUGGUUUCUCGCUCUUUGGGAGCAACUCCAGAUGACCUGAAGGACCCAAUUAAAAUCAGCAUCCCUCGCUAUGUUCUCUGCGGUCAAGGCAAGGAUGAGCACUUCGAGUUUGAGGUCAAGAUUACUGUCCUUGAUGAGACAUGGACUGUAUUCAGACGUUAUAGUCGUUUCCGAGAAAUGCAUAAAACAUUGAAGUUAAAGUAUGCAGAGCUUGCUACCCUUGAAUUCCCUCCAAAGAAACUAUUUGGAAACAAGGAUGAACGUGUGAUUGCUGAGAGGCGGAGUCACUUAGAGAAAUACCUCAGGGACUUUUUCAGCGUGAUGCUCCAAUCAGCCACGUCCCCCCUACACAUCAACAAAGUUGGGCUGAUGCUCUCGAAGCACACCAUUUGUGAGUUCUCUCCAUUCUUCAAGAAAGGGGUCUUUGACUACAGCAGCCAUGGAACUGGGUAG